ACAGUCGAAAAAAUACCAUUUUACAAAUUUCAAAACGUGUUAAACGUCAUUCCUCUUCCACGUCUUUCGCUAAAAGCAACGUCGGUAUAUUCCAGUGACGCGAUAAUGUUACUGGUAUGUUGGUGCAAACAUAACACGCAGUUGUGAAAUAAAUUAUCUCAUUUCCAUAAAAAGAGAGGAAAAUGAAGAAAAACAAAAUCUGGUCGAGUAGACCCCACCCAUAUAUUUUUCUUUGCUUUUACUCACUUCGCUUUGGUAAUUUCUUGGACGCUUAAUUCGCAGUUAUAAAUACGAAAUUAUUUUCUUUUUUUGUAUCUUUGUUCUAUCUUCUAAAAAUUCCUAAUGAAAUUUAUCCAAGAAGAUAAAAUUUCGGAUUCUGUCUUCGACUUUUUUGAUCCCCUAUAUCUCAAAAUCUGCAAAAAAUACAAUUUCACAAAUCGUCCCAUAACACAUCUACAUGUUAUACCAUCCACUCAUUAGACACUGUACGUUCAAUACGUUCAAAUUUUAUAUCGAUAUAUUAAAUUUAUUAUAUAUAUUAAAUCUCUAUAAAUUUAAUAGCCUCUUGCACGAUUAAGCAAAUAUUAUUAAUGGAAUUUUACGAGUCACGAAUUAUAAAUUAUCCAUGUUGAUAAAUUUUCUUACAGAUAUAACGAUAACGAACGCGGUAACGAUAACAGGUCAAAUGAAAUUUAACGAACAAUUUCUGCGGACUACAAAUCGUCCGAUUAUCCUAUUCAACAUGAAACUAUAAAAUUAUAAAAGCUAAGUACUAAGAAUGUUUCUUCUUCUGUGCUUGCCCUUGGUGGUAGCGGUGCCACUGAAUCCAACCCUAGAGGGGUACAACUUGGAACUGGUAGAUGGAAUCCUGAAAGACGUACAAUUCCGUGACAAACUCAUCGACGAGCUGGAUUUAUCCGGCUUAGGAAUUCGCCGCUUAGAAAAGAACGCUUUCGACAACGUACCGUCUCUAAAAUCCUUGAACUUGGCCAAUAACUCGAUCGAAUCGCUUCCAGAAUUCAUGUUCUCCAAUCUGACAAACUUAGAAUACUUAUCCUUAGCGCAGAACAACUUAACCAGCCUUGAAAACUUGUUCAUUCGCUUGGAGAAGCUUCAGGUGUUGAACAUUUCCUGCAAUCCCAUAAUACACCUUCGUAGAGGACAUUUGUUCGGUCUAACGAAAUCCACCAGCAUAUUAACUGAAGGAAACGUUCUUUGGAGCAUAAGCACGGGAACAUUCACGAAUUCGUUCCUGAAAGACGACGAAGAGUUGAAAUACUUGGAGAAGGUGAAGGCUGAAGAAUAUAUCGAACAGCCCAACGAUGGAAUAGAAAAAGAGAUAGAAAAGGCGACAGAGAGUAACGUGUUGAAGGAUUUCGCGCCAUCCACGAAAUCGUCGAUAAAGAAAGGCCAGAAGUUAAAACUGUGCAUACCAAAUAACAUACUGCUAUCUAUAGAACCGCUCGAAGACAAUAAACAGGUGGCGAAUGGAUGUCUGGAGAUACCAGUGAACGAGAAAGAAAGAUCUGUCAGCCUCCGAGGAUUAGGAAUCAAAGGAUUCCACGAGAAAUGGUACCAAUUACAAUACCUUCCGUUAGUUUCUUUGGACCUUGCGAACAACGAGAUCACAGAAAUCACCAAAGAAUUACUAAACGAUCUUCCCGAGGAUCUGAUUUAUGUGAAUCUGAUGGGCAACAGGAUCAGAGGUAUCUGGAGCCAGGUGAUCGAAAACAAGUACCUAAAAAUAUUGAAUCUUCGAAACAAUCUCAUAGACAAAGUGGAGGAUGAUGCUUUCGCGAAAACCAAUUUGACUACCCUGUUUCUUAAUGGAAAUCAGCUGGAGAACCUUUCGUUCGCUUCUAGUUUGCCCGAUACUCUGACAGAGCUGAUAUUAGCGGCAAACCAGAUCUCUGCCAUUCCUGACGCGGCUUUCUCGAAUCUGCCUCGCCUGGUCUACCUGAACCUGGCUAACAACAAGAUUCAGAAACUACAGAACAACGUAUUUAAAGGGUUGGAUUCGUUGCAAGUGUUGAUUAUUACUAAAAACAGCCUGACAGAUAUCGAACGUCAGGCGUUCUCCGAUUUGAAACAGUUGACUACUCUUUAUCUUCAUCGAAAUAGUCUGGCAGAGCUUCAGAAGGGUACGUUCUCGGAAUUGGAGAGUCUGAAAGAUUUGAACCUGGCUUGGAAUAAACUGGGUAAGAUCACUGCCGACACUUUUGCGGAUCUACCGCAGACUUUGGACUUCCUUCACAUCGAUUUCAACGAAAUAAACAGCCUAGAAAAGGCUAGCUUCGUCAAUGUUCCCAGAUUUACGUUGUCUCUCACUGGAAAUAAAAUCUCGAGUAUCCCAAAAGGUACCUUCGAUCUACCUACACUUAGAGAUUUGUAUCUGAGUAACAAUACCUUGACGACUAUCGAUGGCGACAGUUACGAAGGUCUGCCUCAAUUGAAACGCCUUUGGUUAAAUGAGAAUCAAAUCAACGAAAUACCGAAAGGUUCCUGCAAGAACUUAGGAAGUUUGAGUAUUCUGGAUAUCUCGAAGAAUCCGCUGCAGACGCUACAAAACGGCGCUCUUUAUGGACUGAGUUUGGUUAGAGGGAACUUCUUGUAUAUCUACAAUAACCAACUGAAGGAACUGCAGGGUGGAGUUUUCGAAGAUAUUUAAACGGACAGAUACAACGACUCGUGCACUUACUUACGUUUGUUUUUAUCAUUUAUAUAGAUUUAACAUAUACGGAGAUAUUAGGUUUGGGAUAUUAUUUUUAUUCGUUGAGACGAAAGAAUUCUUUGUUUCGAAUCGUUUCUUUUUUUCUAAUAGUUUCUGAUAGUCGGUAGUUUUGAGCAUUUUUAUCGAGUUUCUCAUAUCUAUGUUAUCGAUGGUUCGCAAUCGAACAUAGCUUCAUGUAUUUGUAACUAUCGGAAUGUGAUAUGAAUGUUUCCUUAGAAUACCUUCCUCAGAAUCCUUAGAACAGGAAAGUUUGUAAAAGAAAUAAACGAAUAGAAGAAUACGAAGGUCGUAUUAUUUUUAAAUAAAUUUCCCUCCACGUGUUCUAAGAACCUUCUGUAAUCUAAAUUCUUUCAAUUUUGUGAUUCGAAAGUAAGCGAAAGUUUGAAAAUUUAGGGAAAGAUGCGUAAAACAAAUUAAGAAAUAAGAUAAUUCAGAGAAACAUUGAAAUAGGAAAAUGAAGCAGAAAUUACUAUCAAUAAUAGCGAUCUCAAAUCGGCAAUAAGAUUUAUAUACUGGAAGAAUUCAAUAUUCUAAAAAUUCGCAGAAAAUUCAAUAUUCAUACUAUUCGACUAAAAGAUUCAACAUUUUUAACCAUUUGCAAUUUCCUAUUAGUAAUGUACAAUAAUAUUGGACUUCUCUAUUUUAACGAUUGCCAACUGUUACUAACUAUUUUGUUCAUGUUUAAACGACGCUCGAAAAUAUUUAGAAUACUCUCUGAGUGACUUAAAAAAAUACGAUGUAAAUAAAUAAUUUGCACUCUUA
Bombus pyrosoma is the source of this 3493-nucleotide messenger RNA. RefSeq names its product leucine-rich repeat-containing protein 15-like. The coding region runs from base 779 to 2668 and encodes 629 amino acids. Lineage: Eukaryota; Metazoa; Arthropoda; Insecta; Hymenoptera; Apidae. The transcript has 2 exons. The record is from RefSeq and is a predicted model, not a curated record. Gene Ontology annotation, molecular function: protein binding.